This is a messenger RNA of Argiope bruennichi, 1392 nucleotides long. Its product is annotated as amiloride-sensitive sodium channel subunit beta-like. Gene Ontology annotation, cellular component: membrane. The coding region runs from base 1 to 1392 and encodes 463 amino acids. The record is from RefSeq and is a predicted model, not a curated record. Lineage: Eukaryota; Metazoa; Arthropoda; Arachnida; Araneae; Araneidae. The transcript has 2 exons. Gene Ontology annotation, biological process: sodium ion transmembrane transport. Gene Ontology annotation, molecular function: ligand-gated sodium channel activity.
AUGUACUGUGAAUUGUACUGGCAAUAUCCAAUUGUUAUAAGUUUGUAUGUUGAUCAAAAUUCAAGAUUAGAGUUUCCUGCUGUAAGUAUUUGCAAUUUAAACCGAAAGAAAAUAGAUAGGGUACCUGUAAAGUUAGGUAACGUAACAGGAUCACCCCUUAUAUUUUCCGAGUUAAGAAAACUGCGGUUUUGCAAAAGGGAUGGAAAUGGUACCAAGUUUCGAGAUAACAAGCAUGAUGUUAUAUUAAAAUCCUUAAUGAAAUAUUAUGAAAUGGACAAAGAAACGAGAUUUCAUUUAGGAAUAGACCCUACCGAAUUCGUAAACGAAUGCACUUUCAAAGGCCGAUUUUGUUCUGGAGAUCGAUUAGAUUAUUUUGAUAGUUUCCAAUUCGGCAACUGCAUAACUUUUAACAAAAAGCUCCAAGGAGUGGAGACUUUGCACGUCACAGAAAUAGGUCCCGAAAAUAGCUUGUUUCUAAAAUUAAGGUUAUCUCCUGAAUGGUAUUUAGAUACAACUCAUACUAUAGGCGCCAAAGUUAUUAUCCAUGAUCCAUCAGAGAUUCCAAAUGCAGAAGAGGAGGGAUUCGUUAUUAUGCCCGGAUAUGAGUUUUUCGUAUCUCUGAAACAAAGUGUUGUUCGAAGAUUGCCUGCUCCCUAUAAAGACCGAUGCAUAGAUUACAAUAAUCAAAAUCAGAAUUCCGUACAUAGCAAAAACAGUUGUAUCAGAACAUGUAUCCAACAACAUAAUUUCGCAAGAUGCGGUUGCAUAGAUAUAUCUUUGGGAGUGAUGACAGAUUUGAAAUCCUGCAAUGUUACAAACGAGGAGGACGCCUGCUGUUUGGAUUAUGUCCUAGAUGAUAUGGCACGCAAUGGAUCACCUUGUAACUGUCCUUUACCAUGUACUUCUGUGUUUUAUAACAAAGAGAUCUCGAAAUCCUAUUUGGUGCCUGAAGGAGUACCGACGUGGAAGAAAUCGAGUCUCACAAAUAUAUUUCCUUUCGAACAACCUGGUGAAAAAAUACUUAAUGAUCUUAUGAAGAAACUUUUCAAGCCCGGACAUCUGAGAUUGAAUGUGUUUUAUUCGAGUUUAGAAAGACUGGUUUAUGAGCAGCGACCUAAAAUUGCUGUGUCUGAACUGCUUAGCUACAUAGGAAAUGAAUUAGGCUUAUGGCUAGGAAUAUCAAUGAUGAUAUUGUUUGAAGUUUUGGAAAAAAUGGCAUUGUUUUUAAAAUUUACUUUAUGCGCCCACACCUCAGAAAUGAGUAUGAGAAACUUCUGGUAUGGUGGUUGGUUCUUGCCACCUAGAAUGGGUAUAGAAAUGGUGUGGAGACGGCUACACCUUACCAAUGACAGGAUGCAACUUCCGCGGGACCGGUUGUACCGUGGCCGGUGA